Staurois parvus is the source of this 341-nucleotide messenger RNA. Lineage: Eukaryota; Metazoa; Chordata; Amphibia; Anura; Ranidae. The record is from the annotation of a GenBank genome assembly.
GGCACUGGUGGGCACAGGUGGGUGGGCACAGGUGGGUGGCACUGCUGGGCACAGGUAGGUGGCACUUCUGGGCACAGGUGUGUGACACUGCAGAGUGGCAAAGGUGGGUGCACUGCUGGGCACAGGUGGGUGCACUGCUGGCACAGGUGGGUGAUCUUCUGGGCACAGGUGGGCGGAGCUAGUGGGCGGAUGGCACUGCUGGGCACCGAUCAUCAGGGCACUGAUCAUCAGUGCCCUGAUGAUCGGUGCCGAUCCCCGCUCUGACAACUGCCGGUUCUCGGCAGUACUUUCCUCACGAUCUGACAGCGUGAGGAAAGUGCAGCCGAGAACCGGCACUUGCA